Messenger RNA from Cebus imitator (Panamanian white-faced capuchin), 757 nucleotides. Its product is annotated as 60S ribosomal protein L8-like. Gene Ontology annotation, biological process: cytoplasmic translation. Gene Ontology annotation, cellular component: ribosome; cytosolic large ribosomal subunit. The transcript is spliced from 4 exons. Lineage: Eukaryota; Metazoa; Chordata; Mammalia; Primates; Cebidae. The record is from RefSeq and is a predicted model, not a curated record. Bases 47 to 757 code for a protein of 236 amino acids. Gene Ontology annotation, molecular function: RNA binding; structural constituent of ribosome.
CAGGUGUUUCCUCUUUCGGCCACGCUCGGGAGCAGGACCCGUCGCCAUGGGCCGCGUGAUCCGUGGACAGCGGAAGGGUGCCGGGUCUGUGUUCCGCGCGCACGUGAAGCACCGUAAGGGCGCCGCGCGCCUGCGCGCCGUGGAUUUCGCCGAGCGGCACGGCUACAUAAAGGGCAUCGUGAAGGACAUCAUCCACGACCCAGGCCGCGGCGCGCCUCUUGCCAAGGUGGUCUUCCGGGACCCGUACCGGUUUAAGAAGCGGACGGAGCUGUUCAUUGCCGCCGAGGGCAUUCAUACGGGCCAGUUCGUGUAUUGUGGCAAGAAGGCUCAGCUCAACAUUGGCAAUGUGCUGCCUGUGGGCACCAUGCCUGAGGGUACGAUCGUGUGCUGCCUGGAGGAGAAGCCUGGAGACCGUGGCAAGCUGGCCCGGGCAUCUGGGAACUAUGCCACCGUUAUCUCCCACAACCCUGAGACCAAGAAGACCCGUGUGAAGCUCCCUUCUGGCUCCAAGAAGGUUAUCUCCUCAGCCAACAGAGCUGUGGUUGGUGUGGUGGCUGGAGGUGGCCGAAUUGACAAACCCAUCUUGAAGGCUGGCCGGGCCUACCACAAAUACAAGGCAAAGAGGAACUGCUGCAAAACCAGAGAAUCCACUCUUGGGAGUAAUUGUUACUUACACAAGGGGGGCAGCAGCUGCACCAUCGACAAGCACAGCGUUACCCUAAGCAAAAGUCUGCCUGCUUCUACCAGCCAGUGCUAA